Molecule: messenger RNA, 1081 nt
Organism: Homalodisca vitripennis (glassy-winged sharpshooter)
Lineage: Eukaryota; Metazoa; Arthropoda; Insecta; Hemiptera; Cicadellidae
Product: myosin-7-like
Exons: 8
Coding region: 1-957 (318 amino acids)
Source: RefSeq, a predicted model, not a curated record
AUGACGAGCAUGCUCGUCACCCGCAGUGAAUGUGUUAACCCAUUGAGGAAUGAACUAGUCGAAGAACUCUCCAACAAGACCAAGAAAAUGAAUGAAGCAGAAGUUCAGUUGGAAUUAAUGAAAACACAUACAGCUAACAAUCAAAUGAACAGGGAUUUAAGGGCAGAAAUGGAAGAUACGGUGAUGAAGGCAGACCUGUCUGCAGAAAUCAGACGGAAGGAUCUGGAAAUUGAAGAGCUGAGAAGACACAUAACCAGUAUGGAACACAUACUGAAGGAAAAAACAACCCUAGAAGAUCACCUGAGGAAACAAGUUGCAGAUAUGAAUAAACAACAACCCCAUGAGGUGGAAGUAACUUUAAGAGCACAGAUCAGAGACCUACAGUAUGCGGUGAAGGAUUUGACUGAGGAGAGGGCAGGGUUGGAGAAAAUAAUUGCGCAGAAGACUCUGGAGCUGGACCAGAGAGAUCUGGUAUUCAAACAACACUCGCAGAUCCUGCGAUCCAAAGACGAGCUGAUCCCGUUGAUUCAGAACAGGAAACGUUACGACGAGGAGUGCCUGGAGAAACUUCGAGGAUUUGUUUUCGAGCAUGAAAAGACUUAUUUCAACAGGGAAAUGGAUAAUCGUUUCAACAGCAACGAUCAAUAUGCAUAUGAAUCGGCAAAUGCAGUGGAUAAACCUUAUGCUUUUGAUCCAACAAUGGUGGACAAGGAGAUGUCGUUCCGCCAGGAGAAGAUGACGGAACUGUUCAAUCUGCUAGAACAGAAGCAAAUGGAGAUGAUGCGGUUGGAACGGCGGAUGCGGGAUCUUCAGGGGGCACAGGACCAGCGUGAGAAGACGGUGAGAGAACAAGCGGCUUGUAUAUCCUCCCUUCAGAAGGCGCUAGGUGCACCAAACACCAACAAGAGCAGGGGGUUUUUCUCUUUGUUAUCGGGCCAGGACUCCCUCACCUAUUGAGUUUCGCCGAAAACGCAGGAUCUUUAUUCAACAGAUGAAAAACGUUUGUUUAAAGUAAAAUUGUUUGUUUAGAUACAUGUAUGAUUAUAAUCACUAAAAUAAAAUGCAAUUAUGUUUCAAUACA